Messenger RNA from Caenorhabditis auriculariae, 8947 nucleotides. NCBI's taxonomy places the organism in Eukaryota, Metazoa, Nematoda, Chromadorea, Rhabditida, Rhabditidae. The record is from the annotation of a GenBank genome assembly.
AUGUCAGAAUUUUGUGGAGGAGGUGAAACUAACUGCCUGCGAUUUAGUGAAGAUGUGGAACUUUUUGAAGAAGAUUGCCGCUAAUCGUCUGUUCAACAGGUGUCAAUUGAAUUUUGAUUCUUGCCUACUAUCCGGAAAGUCUUAUGAUCCAAUGACCUUAUAAAGUACCAGUUCAGAGCUCGAAGGAAAAUCUAUGGUUAAUUUAAAACUACCGAAGAUUUUUUAUUUUCAUAUGAGAAAAAAGUAAUCACUAUUGGGUUUCUAAUCAUCAGAAAUUAAAUAAGUUCCCAAGUGUUUUUGAAUUUUCAUUAAUCCCUGUAGUCAUAAAUACUGUAUACACAGUGACGCAUUCGCUACAUAAAAUAAAUUAUUCCCGCGCGAUAUAUAUAUAUAUAUGAUAUAUCCAUAUGAUAUAUAUUCAUAUGGAAGUUUUUUAAUCGAUUAUGAUUAAUCAUCUUGAAUUUUUUGCUUUGGUAUUUUUGUUAUUUUUUGAUGUUGCCGAAAAUUAAUAUAAAAAGUUCUAUGCUCCCUAUAAGGUUCGGUUUUAUUUUCCUGGAAGUUUCGUUUUAUUUCUCUUUUUUUAGUGGGAUCGCUGGUGAUUUUUGAGAAGUUUUUCUCCAUUCUGUUUGAGCGGAUCGUGCUGUUUCUUCUAAUUUUGCGUCGGAAAGCGGUGAGUUCUUACGAACUUUUUUCAUCAAUAUUUUCUCAUGAAGAAAACUUUUACAAAUCUUCCAUGAUAUAAAUGUCAUAAAAUAAUAAGUUGCGACUUUUUAUCCCAGAAUUAUCGAGUUCUUAAAAUUUUUGAAAGUAUUAAGCAAGUGUUUAUUUGAAGAGUAUGUCGCGAGUGUUAAAAAUUCUGUGUGGAACUGGUGGAUUUGAAUGCAAAUGGAGCGAACAAACACUUGGAAAUAUUUAUAUAGUAAACAGUCAAAGGCUUUGAGUUUAGUAAAUUAAUUUACGUAUAUUAUUUUUAAAAUUGAAAUCUAAAAUUUUGUCUUAGUGUAAAGCCAAAAUGCAAAGUUCAAGCACUUUAUAUUUAUAAAAUUUAUGAAUAACUUCUUAAUUCAUGGUCAAAAUCCUUUAUUUUCGACCAUUCAGUAUGGAGUACAUCCAAUGAAAAAAGAUUUCCGGAACAGUGUUUCUUUUUUAAGCAAAGAGCGUUUUGGCGUUUUACUGCUGUAGAUAAAUUUGGACACUAUCAGUUUCCCUUUCUACUUUUUCCGCAGUUGGAGAAGGUAUGAUGGAGGACGGGGAGGGAAGAUCAAGACGGACAGCCUUGGGAGGUCGAGCAAGGCCGAACUAGCCUUUGUCGCAGUUCGGCGACCCCACAAGGGUUACUUAUGCGGCUGAUCUUUUCCUUGUGCCCAUCUUUCGACGUCUUCAUUUAGAUCUCGCUCUCAGUAUUUUGAAAUAAGAGACAAAGUUAACUCUGCCUUUGCGGCGUUUUUUGGAUUCAAUCAAGUUUGCGCAAUCACUCUUAGUACAUGUUGGCCACAGCCUUUCUGUUAUUUACAGCCAUGAGUUUCGAACUGUGGUGUUAGAUUCCUCUGCGUUCAAUAAGUUAAUAAAGGAAUAUCUUUCUUCCGCGCUUUCACUGUUCACUGUCUUUUCCCUGAACCGUAAAUGAAAUCAAACCAAACUGUUCAAUAUUAAUAGUUUUUGCGAUAAGUGAAUGUUGGAUGACGCUUCCGAAUUUCUUCCCCGCUGGGUUUGUAAGUUGUACCCAUUGCCGAAAGCUGGCUUUUGUAGGAAACCAGUUUCCGGGUAAAGUCUUAUUCGAAAGCCUCUUUCUUCUCUUUUUAUUGAUGAUCCCAUCCAAAAGUUUUUGUUUGAAACGGCUUUCGUGUCAUGAAAGCUUUCAGUGGUUCCUAAGUGAUGCACUCAAGUUUUCGAUAUAUUUCUGCUAGAAAUUAUUUUGAAGUCAACUUUACAACAAAAUUUCCUAUGUUUUAACUAAAUAAGACGUGUAUAUAGUAUAUUCGUAAUUUUUAAUAAUAAAAAGUGGAUUUACUCUUAAGUUGUUAUCAUAUCAAAAAAAGUUGUUUGAUUCAUUCGAGGCAGUCUUUUUUUUUUUUGAAGUAGCGAGAAUCGUUUUCGGUUCAAUAUUAAUCUGAGAGCGUAAGUUUUGCUCCAAGAUCUUCUUUCUUAUCGCUUCUGCGCUCACUAUGAAAAAGUUUUUGGUCAAAAAAUUUCAAAAAAUUUCAGAAAUUGAACGUGAUUCCACGAGGUUCAGGUCAUAGGACACAUGAUGGGAAAAAAAAUACUUGUACCUGAAAUAUAUUUUCAAACGAUCCCUUUCGUUGAGAAAAAAAUGGCGUGAUGAUAGUCAGAGACGUCACUUUCCAAAAGAAAAGAUCUUCAAAAGUACAAUCGCCCUUCUCAUCAUAUCACUUGUCUGACUGAACACAAUUCUUGUUUAUUCAAGUUACGAACAAGUUGAAAAGAAAUCGUUAUGAAAUAUUGAAGGAAAGCCCUCAGAAAUUUGUCCAGAGAUGUCGUGUGAUGGACGGUACGACUCUUGGGGCGGUCCCCUUCUCUUUUCUCGUUCAAGGCCCUUUGCACAUAUUUUUUUCCUAUUCCCAACCUCGACGACCCAAGAACCGUUUCUUGCUUCUUGCUUUCUGAUUUCUCCUCUACGAGUUCCAUUUCUUCUCUGUCAUCUUCAUCUAGUCGCCGUUAUUUCUCAGUUCAGGUUUACCGUCAUUACCGUGCUGUUUGUUUUUUUAAAAACACAGAAAAAGGCGCAAAAGGCUUGUGAAAGAGUUGUGACGAAGGUCAUUAGUGUUCUGUUGUGUCAUAAUCAAUCGCUUUCACGAAAAAAAAGAGAAAAAGGGCAGAUCCACGCUAAUUUAGAAACAAAAACUCGAAAGAGCUGUUGAAAAGAGGAGAAAGUUGACGGUUGAACCCGUUUUUUUUAAAUUUUUGUGGGAGAAUAAACUGAGUCAAACAGAAUCAAUUCGGAUAUUGUGUUAGAUUUUCAGAAACAUAUUCCAAAACAGACAAUCUUUGGAAAUUCCAAUGGAUUCGAUUGAAGUUUUUAUAAAUUUUCGAAAAUUUACGAUUGCCUCCAAUCUUCCUACGAUUAUUAUCCGCAGUCGCAAUUUCUCCUAAUGGCUAACUAGCUCCACCACGCCAUAAAAUACAUGGGCAGAUUAUUUUGUCGACCCCAGUCCAUUUUUUUUAACAUUAAAAAGAGGACAGCCAAAAAAUUUAGUCUAUCUCUCCCCGUUAUUCGGAUAAUGUUCGUGAAUAAACCUUAUCUGUUCCAAAUUGAACUCUGACAUUUUCCAGAAGUUUAGCGCUAGUGUACAUUUUUUUUUUGGGAAUUUCUCGAUCUCUGUAGAUUCUCAACUUCAUUGUAUUGACCUUCGAUAGGCCAAAAGUUUGAAAAAAGGGCUCGAUUGGACUGGCCACAGAUUGUUCGACUCACCUUGUUUCACCAACAGACGGAUGGCUCUUAUCUCCUCUGCCAUCAACACUUUCGGCGAAAAUUUCCGGUUCUGUGUUCUCAUGGAGGAAAGGCGUGAGGUACGAGGGUGCUGACCACCUUUGAAUGGAGACUUCGAUACUGAACUUCGAGCCAACUACACUCAAAACCUCCAGGCUAUUUUUGACAAGAAAACCCAUUGCAGUGCGAAUUUUUUUUAUCAUGAGAAAUUGAAUAUAAAUAUUAUAAUGCUUCGACAAAAGUUUUGAAUUUUUUUUUCAGUUUUUUUUUCCAUUCCAAAGAAGUGAUACUCCACUGACCCUAUUAUAACUCGUAUCGUCGGAAGACGGUAAGAAUGAAAGCAGAAAUCCUACCUAUGCGCUAAUUAUGUCACCUUGAAACCGCUCCCGAAGUCCCUCAUAAGCCUUCCAAGUCCGAAAACGACCUCAAUCUCGCCUCUUGAGAUCUUCUUGACAUCGAUGAUGAUGAUCUAGACGACAAAACACGUUGAAUUUCUGCAGAAGUUUCUCGAACCCAUCUACUACAGUUUUCUUCUGAUUGUUUGAGAAUUUGUCAUAUCAAUUUUCUUCUAUUUUAUGUUUUUCUAGGAAAAAAAAACCUUGAUCUCAUUCUUUUUCCGGUCAAUGUCAGAAUGGUUUUUUCUCUUCUCUUUUUCUUAGUAUUGUGUUGAACGUUUCAAACCGUUUUUCUCACUGUAAAGUCUAGCAGAAAAGCUUUUUGAAGAUCUCGAAUCUUCCGACGGUUAAAAAAGCUUUUAUCAGGGAGGUUUUUUUUUGAUUUAUUUUUCCUUUCAAAAUCGCAAGAACAGGCGUUUUUGAAACGAAAUUUCUGACCAUAACUACAAGUAGAACAUAAAAAGAAGGACUUAUGUAUGACUUAAAACUGUUCUCAGAUAGGGUUUAGGUUUUUUUUUCUUGUCACCUAUCUACUUGCAAAAAAAAAACAGCCUCUUUAUGUCUUGUUAUUUUUUGUCUCGAUGAAAAAAUGUAAUGAUUGACGUUUUUGGCAUUUCCUGUUCUUGACACUUUUUGCUAAUUUUCGGGGGAUGACAUAAAUUAUUGCUUCAAAAUAUCAGUUCAGCCAUUAGAAGUAUCAAUUUCUACACAAGUGAAGAUAUGAAUUUUUUUAUUGUUUCAAAGCUCAUACGAGACUAGUUAAUUUUUUUUUCCUUAUAAUGGUACCGCGGAAACCUUGGAACGUUUGUAGGUAACCCUGUUUUUUUUUCAAGGUUACCAACAAAUAAAGAUAUUAUGACCGUUGUGAAUUGGAAAAAACGAUAUUCGGAAGGAUGCUCCAUGAGUUGCACCUUUCCGGGAAGAAUCGAUAGGACCACGAGAACGGCGGAAUGUGGAACGAUCCGAGGCGAAGAUUAGCAUCUUUUGGUGGCUGCCCGCCUCGUUUUGCCUCCUCCGAAGCGCUUCUCUGGUACGUGUUUCGUGUUUGCGAAUCACCUCCUGACCCAAUUUUCAUUGUCUUGCUCUUUUCGAACCCAAUCUGUACUUCAAAAAAGUUCUUUUUCUCACUAUCUCAGCCCUUUUUCUGAUUUCAUUUCACCAAAUAACUCAAUAUUCAAUAAUGAAAUUUUAUAAUACCGCCGAUUGCGGUUUGCCAAACGAGAUUGGUUUUAUCUGUUCUUCUUCUAUUUUCUAAAAAACCGUUUUUUUCUUUUCUUUUUCCCGUUCUUCCUAGGUGACUGUUAUAACUUUUUUUUUCAAUUAAAAAACUCGAAAAAUGACAAAAAGCAGAGUCAUAAAAAAUUUGAUGGGAUUUUAAUCUUUCAUUGUUUUUUUCCGGUCAUGAUGGCCUCACUUAUAAUUUACUAUGGACUGAACUUUUUUCAAGUAAUGAUUGAUCAUCUCUCACUUAUUUUUAGAUUUUUCGAUUUCAUGAAAUCGUUUCAAGACGCGAGCUUUCAUGAAAAGUUCGUCUUUAUCAUUUUUUAAGCCACGAAGUUUUUUAAUCGUUUUUCUGCAUUCUAAAGUUGUUCAAAAUGUCCUGUUGGAUGUUUCGAAGUGACUACAAAAGACAUGAAGGUCACGGAGCGAAGAGCUCUUUUCAGUGUUCGUUCAGGCUAUCCAAGACUUCUGCGCCUUCAGUCUCAUCAGAAUUUUUUUCUAUGAGUUCUUCAAAACCACCGAUUUAUCUAGUACAAGUAAUUUCAGAGAAAAAUAGCAAAUAGAUUGUCAAAAAUAAUUUCAUCAGAAAGUGGUUAGAGAUAUGUUGGAGAACUCGCAAGUAAAAGUUAUUACCACGAAGAUGCAUCAACCCAUCGAAACCAGUUCUGAGAUUCUCGCCAAACUUCUCGAGAACCGUCUCUUCUGCCUGAUCGACACCUUUUCCAAUUCAAACUCGGCGCCGAUAUUCCCUUUCUUGCAAAAGUAGAAGACACCUGAAAACUGGUUUUCCAAUAAUUUCCGUGUUUGAAUUUGCCGAAAUGGCAUUCGGCCAAAGUUUUAGAAAUGAGAAAAUAUUUUUUUUUUCUCAAAUCGUAGCCAGUUAGUGGUUUUUCUUUCAGAGUUUUAUCAUCAAUUAAUUACGUUGUCUUCGAUGAUCUCUUCAGAGAGUUCUUCAAAAAAUUAGUUUUCCAUUGGUUAAUGUUGUUUCCGUAAAAUUUUCUUGUUAAAUAUCUCGGAUUCGCCCUCUUCGUGAUAUUUGUUCAUGUGUCCGAAAAAAGACGAUUUUUCAGAAAUGGACAAUUAUGUCCUGGUUGAUCCGUUGUCCGCGAAGCCCAUAGAAUGCUGGAAGAAGUACCUGAAGCAGGGCCGCGUUUGUGAGCCGGGGAAAACUCUCAGGUAGGCCUCUACCAAGUGUUAACCGUCAGAAAGUCUUUUAAACUGUUCAUUAUUCGAUUCAAUCGUGAUUCAAGUUUUAAAAAACUUGAUAUGCGUAAGAGAACCAUUUUAUCAUUCUACCUUUUUCUUUAAAAAGUCUUAAGUCAUAAUUUUAAUUACUGGAACGAACAGCUCGAUUUUUUUUUCAGUAUCGUUUGUAGAGCGUCACAUUUGCAAUUCAAAGACGAAAACAGUUUUGAAAAUAAUUUUUUAAAUUGCAACAAACUCUACAAAAGUCAUAAGGACAAAAUUUAUUUUUUUCUUUUGAGCUGAAAUUUUCUCAAGUGCUCUAUCUGAACGUUUUGUUUGUGAGGCAAAAAAACUUGAAUGUAGUUUUCAGAAGCGUUCCAGUUUUCAUAGUUUAUCGAACUUUCAAUCUCCAAGGUACAAAUUUCAUGUGAACAAAAGAUCCUGUUGUAAACAACAGUCACAAUGAAAAGUCCUUCAGACUGGACACGCCCAUCUACGAAAAUAAGGUGCGCUUCGUUUGCAUAUCGGACACACACGAAAAACUUCACGAGGUAAGCCGCUGACCUUAAAAAAGCUUGAAUUUUUUCGGUGCGCAGGAGAGAAAUAAGGUUUUGUAGGUGAUGCCGUAUAUUCCUGACGGGGAUGUACUCAUUCACGCCGGCGACUUUACGAAUUAUGGCGACGUCGGAGAAGUCAUCAAAUUUAAUGCCGAAAUCGGUGAGGGCAGAAAUGCGUGCAACGACUUUUUGAGAAUGAGGACGGCCAUCCAAAAAAAAACCUGUAUUCAAACUUCUGUUCUCUUUUAUGAUUGGGAUUUUUCAAUUUUCAAAGUUUCUUUUCAUCAUGGCCUAACCUCAAGUCAUAGGAAGAAAGUUCAAAGAGAGGUGGCUUGAAAAAUCAAAGGAAAAGCGCGCAAAAGUGUAACAAGCGAAUUAAAACAAAGAUCGUUGACCUUCUACCUCGAGUAAAGAUUGAAAGAUUAAAAAAGUAAUGUCCUCUGCGUUUAUAGUGUGUUCCGAGUUCCUUCGAAGGAGCAAUGACUGUGAUCAUAGAAGUAUGAAGACAGAGAACCGCUUGCAGGGUUAUAUAGGGUCAUGUAAGGUCUCCGUGCAUGAAAAACCCUGAAAAUAACCUAAGACAGAAUUUUGUCAUUGACGGUCGUGGAAACUUUUUUCUUCGUGUUCUUCACUUUCUCGACAAGUUCUUGAAUACCCUUUUUUUCCAAUAAAACUUUUUUCUCGACGAUUAAAGGGCGACCUGAGUUUUUCAUGGUAGACGGUGUCUUGGGAAAUACAAUUCUACUCUGUUUACGUACUUUGAAAAGUUAGAAGAAACUGCAUUAUAGUUGAGAGAAUAGGAAAGUUUCGAAGAGAUAAGCAUGAAAGUUCAAAGGAAAAAAACAGGGGAAAAGGGUCAUCAAGUAGUUCGCAUUCAUAAUUUUAAAGUGGAAAUGUUCAGGAAAACUGCCGCACAAACACAAGUUGGUGAUAGCUGGCAACCACGAGCUCGGUUUUGAAGACGGCGAAGAAAUGAGCGAAAGACUGACCGCCGGACUGAACAUGCUCGGAAUCAAGAAGGCCUACGAACUCCUCUCCAACUGCACUUACCUCUGCGACAAGAGCUACGAGGUCGCAUUAAUUUAAGAGAUAAGAGCUACGAGGUCGCAUUAAUCGUCUGAUUAAUAAGACCUUUUUUCUGACAGAAAAGAGAAAGAAAAUUUCAAGAAUAAGCUCAUUGCAAGUUUUUUUUCUCAUUUUUUUCUCCGUUCGAACCAACUUCUCAGCAAUGAAUUGUUUUUAUGAAUUAUUCGAAAAUUUCGGGUUAUGAGAGCAAGAAAUGCGAUUCUCCACUCUGUGAAGAAGAAGAACUUGAUUACAGGUCUAUGGACUGAAGAUCUAUGGCGCUCCAUGGCACUCGAUGCCUGGCUACGCUUUCUACCGACCGCGAGGCCAGAAGAUUCUUCACAAAUGGAAUCAGAUUCCUGCCAAAAUCGACGUCCUCAUCACACAUACGCCGCCUCUCGGUCAGUUCUGCAAUCUGUCAUUUCUACGGCUGUUUCAGGACACGGAGACUUCAACGCUUGGAACAAAAUGGACGGGAUUCUGGCCGGUUGCACUGAACUUUUGAACACUGUCGAACAGCGUGUCAACCCCAAAUAUCACGUCUUCGGACACGUCCAUCAGGUCCGUUUUCUCAUCAGAGAAUAGAUAUACGAUCAUAUAAAUCUUCAUCCUUAUUGCACCUGAUGUUUUGUCAAUUUUCAGGUGAUGAAAAUAGGGCUAUAGAAAGAUCUUAAAGGAAGAUAGGAUUUCAUAGCUAAAUUGGAAGUAUUUUCAAAUUUAUCUCAUAUAGAUUUUUUCUAAUUCAUAGAUUUCCGAUUUCCAGUUGUUCUUAAAGUUUGAGAUGAAUCGUAUUCGCUCGUGAGCUCAUCUUCGACAUAAAUGUGUGGAAACAUUUAUUUUACCGAAAGAUAAUCUUUAAUUUUUGCCCGUGAUUUUUUUGCCAUACCCCUUAUACGUGCAUGCACCUUUUCGAUUGUUAGAAGUCGGAACGAAAGGAAAGAAUUCAGAAGCACGGCGUGACGACGAACGGAACGACGACGUUCAUCAACGCGGCGCUGUGCGAUCACAAGCUCCGGAGCGCCUACGACCCCAUCAUUUUCGACUUGCCUUUGCCUCCUGGCCACACCAAAUGUUGA